AUACGUGAGUCACAGUUUCCUGACCAAAAAUGUUGAUUCAGCCUCACCACAUUUCUGCCUAACUAUGCUUCUCAAAUCCCUACACUUUCCCGCCACCAAAACCAGACGAGCCUUCAGCACACUCCCAUCUCUCUUAAACCUCUGCACACAACCCAAAACCCUCCACCAACUCCACGCAAGGUACAUCCUUCACGGCCUCCACCAAGACCCACAUCUCUCCUCCCAACUCAUCCACCGCUAUGCCGACCUCGGCCUCCCCUCUCUCUCCCGCCAAGUCCUCAACUCCAUCGCCGACCCGACUCCGCUCCAUUACACCCCAAUCUUGAGAACCUUGUCAAGUUCAGGUGAAUUCGAGAGCACCCUUUUGGUUUACGAUGAAAUGGUGAUGAAGGGUAUGUACCCAGAUGGGGAUACAUACCCUUCUGUGCUGAGGUCGUGUUCUCGCUUUUCGGAUGCGCGAAUUGGAGCAAGGGUUCAUGGGCAUGUGGUGAAACUGGGUUUUGAUUCGUGUCAUCUAUUGGGUUAUGCUUUGGUUGAUAUGUAUAGAAACUAUGGUGAUUUUGAAAAUGAAGGUAAGGUGUUUGAUGAAAUGCCUGUGCGUAGAUUUGAUUCGGUUACUGUGGUUAACUGGUUGAGGUUGAGUGUGGAUUUGAACUCGUUGAAGGCGGGAAGGGCUGUGCAUUGUGUGGCUGUUGUGACCAAUUUGUGUGGGGAUUUGUCUGUGAAUACUGCAUUGUUGUCUAUGUAUGCCAAGUUGGGUGAGUUGGACAGUGCGGAGUUGGUGUUUGAUGAAAUGCCUGAGAGGGAUUGUGUUGUUUGGAAUAUAAUGAUAUCGGCGUAUUCGCGAAAUGGGAAACCUAAGGAAUCACUGGAGCUGUUGAGGUUCAUGGGAAGAUCAGGGGUUGGAGCUGAUUUGUUUACGGCAAUUCCUGCAAUUUCUUCGAUUGCAAGGUUAAGAGCUACCGAGUUGGGGAGACAAAUGCAUGCUCAUGUGAUAAGAAAUGGUUCGGAUUAUCAAGUGUCGGUUCAUAAUUCUCUUAUUGACAUGUACUGUGAAUGCAAUCGUCUCAGUUAUGCAAGAAAGAUUUUUGACCUGGUGACAGACAAGACUGUGGUUUCGUGGAGUGCUAUGAUUAAAGGAUAUGUGACUCAUGAUCAGUCUCUUGAGGCUCUUACUCUCUUUUCGGAGAUGAAAUGUGAUGGAGUCGGAGUUGAUUUUAUUACAGUCAUCAACAUUUUGCCUGCUUGUGUGAGUCUAGGAGCACUGGAGAAUGUAAAAUACUUUCAUGGCUACUCGAUGAAACUUAGCCUUAACUCGCUUUCAUCUGUUAAUACAGCAUUUCUAGUCAGCUAUGCAAAAUGUGGAUGCAUAGAGAUGGCCCGGAAGCUUUUUGAUGAAGAGAACAUCAAUGAAAAAGAUGUAAUCACAUGGAAUUCUAUGAUUGGUGCAUAUGCGAAACAUGGGGACUGGUAUGGAUCUUUCGAACUGUACAACCAAAUGAAGGAAUUGAGUAUCAAACCAGAUCAAGUAACCUUUCUAGGACUACUGACGGCCUGUGUAAAUGCUGGUCUUGUUCAAGAAGGGAAGAAGUGUUUCAAGGAGAUGAUUGAUAUAUAUGGUUACAAACCAAGCCAGGAACACUAUGCUUGUAUGGCGGAUCUACUAGGGCGUGCCGGGCAAGUCAAUGAAGCAAGUGAACUCAUAAAAUCUAUGCCUUUCAAACCCGAUGCUCGGGUUUGGGGCCCUUUGUUAAGUGCUUGUAAGCUGCAUUCAGACACAGGAGUUGCAGAUUUUGCUGCUGAGAAGCUUAUAACUAUUGAACCAAAUAAUGCUGGAAAUCUUAUAUUGCUUGCCAAUAUAAAGGCUGCAACUGGGAAGUGGGAUGAAGUUGCUAAGAUCAGGAGAUCACUUAGGGAUAUGGGACUGAAGAAAACCCCAGGCUGUAGCUGGGUAGAGAUAAAUGGACGUCGACAUGAGUUCCGAGUAGCGGAUCGAUCUCAUCCAAGAUCAGAAGGAAUAUAUGCCAUGUUAAGAAACCUGGAGUUGGAAAGCAAGGAAGCAAAUAUACAGAUAUAUGUAUAGAAAUACCUCCAUAAAUGCUCAUUUUGUUCAUUGGAGGAGCAUUUUUGGAUAUCAAUUUUCAAACAAAAGAUUCUGAAUUCUGUUCUCCACUGUAAAUGGGAUUUUCCAAAGCACA
Molecule: messenger RNA, 2198 nt
Organism: Rosa rugosa (rugosa rose)
Lineage: Eukaryota; Viridiplantae; Streptophyta; Magnoliopsida; Rosales; Rosaceae
Product: pentatricopeptide repeat-containing protein At1g08070, chloroplastic-like
Exons: 1
Coding region: 65-2083 (672 amino acids)
Biological process (GO): RNA modification
Molecular function (GO): protein binding; RNA binding
Source: RefSeq, a predicted model, not a curated record